Aspergillus sclerotioniger CBS 115572 is the source of this 894-nucleotide messenger RNA. RefSeq lists its product as uncharacterized. The coding region runs from base 92 to 838 and encodes 248 amino acids. The transcript has 5 exons. NCBI's taxonomy places the organism in Eukaryota, Fungi, Ascomycota, Eurotiomycetes, Eurotiales, Aspergillaceae. The record is from RefSeq and is a predicted model, not a curated record.
CUCCAACCGAGCUUCUAUUCAUUCCUUCCGGAAACGAUAAUACAUUCCUUCUAUCUCCUAAUCCUAUCAUUCAGAUAUCCAAGACAUUACCAUGAAGUUCACUGGAAUUGCUGCUUCUCUCGCUCUCGCUAGCACUGUCUCGGCCGCUGCCAUCCCGGUUGUCGAAACCACCGUCCAGUCCACCCUCACUCAGCUGACGGGUGUUCUCGGAAAGGUCGACAAUGUUGCUGAUGGUCUUGUUGGCUGCGCUAGCAAUGAUCUCACUGACCUGAAGGACGAACUUUCCACCAUCGAGGGCAAGCUCACCCAGCUGCUUCCCUCCAGCAAGCGCGAUCUCACAAGCACCGUCGGAGGUGUGACUACCCCUGUGGUCGGAAUUGCUGGCGGGGCCGCCAGCACUGUUGGAGGUACUGCUAGCGGAGCCGUUAACGCCGUCGGAAAUGUCGUUGGCGGAGCCGUCAACACUGUCAAGGGUGUCGCUUCGCCGGUGGUUGAAACCGCUGGUGACGCUGUCAACACCGUCGAAAAUGCGGCCUCGCCUGUUGUCAACACUGUUGAGGGUGUCGCAUCGCCCGUUGUUGGCGUAGCUGGCGGAGCCGUCGGCACUGUCAAGGGCGCAGUCGGCGGUGUUGUCAAUGGCGGUGUUUCUGCCAAUGCCGGUGCCGGUGCCAAUGUCAGCUUGAAGCGUGACGUCGAUGACCUCUCCAGCCUUUCCGAGACUCUCGUUGCCAAGAUCCAGAGCGGUGACCUGACCGUCACCGGCCUUGACAACAUCCUGGGUCUCCUCACCGAGGACGGAGGUCUUGCCAACCUUCAGUCCGUCCUCGCUCUUCUGUAAAAGAUGACGUGUUAUACCUUUAUACCCACAACACCUCGCUCAAUGCCUCGAGACGU